AUGAUAUUCGGCAGCAUAUACAUCGUCUAUAUAUUAGUCUAUGAUUUAACAAUUGAAGAUUGUCCAGAUGAGUUCCAAAUUCUGGCUGAUCUUUGUUCAUUCUCCAAUGAUUCAAUUUUUCAAAGCAUAAAAGAAUUUGGUACUGAUCCGUUUAUCACUGUUCAACUUCUUCCAGAAGAUGAAGUUCAAUCUGAAGUAAACACGGCAAUUGAACUUAUUCGGGAGAACUUACAUGUUCAAGUCACCUCAAUCAUACAGUUUUUAAAAAUCACAACUCAAUCAAACAAUUUAGUUACUGCUAUCAAUACAGUAUACACCGUAUAUAUCUUUCCAGCGGACGAGGAUAUAGUAAGUGGUCUCAACAUCCGAACUGCUGAUGGCGUUGGAACCUGUGCGACAGAUAGUAUUAUAAAUCCAGCUGGUUUUUAUUCAAUUUCCUAUCUAAACUUUUGGGAUAGUAAUAUUAAUAAUAAUUAUAUUGAUUCACCUAGUAAGCUGAUUGAUGCGUUAAAUGCUUCCGCAAAUGUCAGUGGAUUCUUUCAAGGAUGUUAUCCACUCGUCGCUCUUCUUGAAAGUACACUCGAUUGUCUGUACAGUGACAGUUGUUUGGAAGUAUUGCCCACCUAUUUUCCAGCUCUCAAUCAAGUGAAUUUUAGUUCUUUACUACGUUCAAAUGGAACAAACAUUUCUGUCAAUGAUCGUUUAUCAAAUCUCUUUGUAAACGAAUGGUUAACAAAGAUCAAUUAUUCAAUAUAUUUUACUGAGUGUGCUGCCUCAGUCUGCACAUAUACGAAAACAGAUUGGACCAGUGUUUCAUAUACAAUUGGUCUUUUAAUUAGUUUAUACGGUAGUCUUAUCAUCGUGCUACGUUUCAUAUCAACUACAGUCGUUAAUAUCGCAUCAAAAAUAGAAUUUCGUUUAACAAACAUUCCCAUUAAUUUUGCAUAUUUUAUGAUACGUAUGCGUAAAUCUGGUGUAUGGAUAAAACAACUGAAUUUGUUCAGAUUAACCAAUGAACGAACAGAAAAUGAUCUCAAAAAACAGCGAAUAAUAACACGCAUGUAUUUGGUCUUACUUGUUGAUUCAAUUUAUAAUCAAUUCAUUCAGUCAACAGUCGUCGAUUAUCGCAAUCUCGUUGAUCUUGUACAAAUUGUCACUGAAGUUGAUCAAUUUUACGCGACAUCAUCAGGUACUUAUCAAGUGGAAGGUUCCAUAAUCAAUGAAACGAAUGGCCAACAAUCAGUUCAGAUUGCAUUUCGUUUGGAUGGUCCAUCAAAUGUCGAUGUAACAAACUCUCAAUGUAUUUGUGCUACUAAUAUCAAUUGCGUACAAUCAGAGAAAUUAUAUGAAUAUCGUUUUGGAUAUAGUUUUACGAGGGAAACUCCAGUCUAUACAGGACCAGGUCUUGUUUAUGAUUGUUUCGCGUUCAACUCUAUUCUUUCUUCGACACUCGAAUGUUUCUAUUCGGACUCGGAUUGCCUGUCAAUGUUGCUCUAUUACACAAGUUAUGAUACAACCCUGACAUCGGUGAUGGCUAGUGUUCCUCCUCUAAUUUAUGACCAAGCAUCGAGCCAUUUUCCGCCAAAGACUACAUUAUCAUUGGUAAUUGAAGAUCUAAUGGUCGAGCAGUGGAAUUUUGUACUUUCGUAUGAGUUCUAUUGGAAAGCAUGUGCACCAACCUCUUGUAGUUAUACUGUUACAGCAUAUAAAAAUAAUUUCACUGGGAUAUUACUUAUAAUGAUAUCUAUGAUUGGUGGUCUUUCGGCUGCACUACGAAUAAUUACGCCUUUACUUAUCAACUUUUUACAUGGUUUAUUUACACGAAAGCCUAAGAGACAACAACAACAACAACAACAACAAGUUCGUCCGAAACUGUUCAAUCGAAUACAAGGAGUAUUAUCAAAAAUACGUACACUUAUAUACACUAAAUUAAUCGAUCUGAAUAUGUUUUCUUUAUGGGCUUUUGGAAGUGAUACUAAUCGAAUAACAGCAAAACGUCUUGGUCAACUGGCUACACGUCUUUACAUUCUUCUACUUCUUAUUAGUUUCGCUAUCAUUGCUUUGUAUACUAUCGUUCAACCUCAACUUCGAACGAAGACAUUUGACAAUCCAUCCUUCGGUAUCUACAAUAAACUUGUACAAGACCACCGAACUACACUUCAAUGUCAAUGUUCAUCAAUUUCAUCAACAUAUGAUCAUUAUGUGCAAAUUAUACCUGUAUUUCAUCAAGUUUGUUCAAGUACAUUUGCUUCGAAUGAAUGGCGUGAAAAUCUUUUAGCUGGUCUUGUUCCUGAUUUAUCUAUCUAUAAUACAACAGAUUAUCGCCGUUUCCUUUUAGCUCAUUUACAUUUUCUUAAUGGUUUGUGUCAAAUAUCUAUUCAAACAGUAAAUAAUUCUGUUAGUCAAUUUCUUUCUUCUACAUUGAGCAAUACUCAACUUAUAUCAGAAGCAUUGUUCAAUCUCCAAAUCAAUUCAUUGAUCGAACAGAGCCAAUUGGAUGCUCCCACAGCAUUCAAUCGUAUUCUAUCUUUACUUCGUACCAUAAACCAUGGAAAUGCGAUCGUAUCAACUUAUGGAACCAAUUUUGAAUAUACAGCUUUACUUAGCCUAACGACCUUUAACUCUGGACUUGCCCAAGCCGUGAUUUAUGAUAAUAAUUGUUCUUGUGGAUUGAAUGCAACCUGUACAACUCAAGCUAACUUCAUGUCUAACGAUUCAUCUGAAAUUAUUCCAGUCAAAGGCUUAAAAAUGGGCUGUACACCAAGUGAAUCGUUUCUUGCUUCAACUCUCGAAUGUUUUUAUGACUCUUCAUGCAUUAAUCUUAUUCAAGAACAGACAAACUACAGCAAUUCUAUUAAUACUACUAUUCCUCUUUCUUCAAAUAAUAGUCAUUUCUUAAUUAAUACAACUGUUAGAGAUCUUGUCAAUGUUCUUUUCGUUGAAGAUUGGUCUACAAAAAUCAAUUAUUCAUUAUACUUUGAACAAUGUUCACCUUCGAUGUGUUCAUAUACUUACAUCCAACAGUUUAACUUAAUUUACACAAUAACCUUUCUAAUUAGUAUCUAUGGUGGUCUUACAAUUGCUCUCAAGUGGAUCUGUCCCUGGAUAGUUCGUCUUGGAGCUAAUAUGAAACAGUAUCGAAAGAAGAAAUCCAACACAGUUCAACCUAUAAAUACUAUUGACACAAUAUCUUGCUAUGAAAACGUUCAACAUACCACUGUAAAUUCAGAAUUAGUACCAGCAAAUACAACAACUGAAACUCGAUGGUUUUCAUCAUUACUGCGCAACUACAAAUCUAUCUUUUGGUUUAUAAUACUCAUGAUUAUGGUAGUGAUCAUCAUUAUUGUGUCCACUUUUUAUUUCACUCGACAAGGAAACAACCAAGUUGUAUCAACAGGAUCAUCAAUGAACGAAACAAACUUUCCACAUAUGAUUGUAACAACCACUAGUGGCAAAAGCACGACGAGUUCAGUAACAACAUUACCUACUUCAACAGUAUCAACUUGUCAAUUGAUGUUCAAUGAACCAAUUUCUUUAAACAUAACAAGUUCGUCCGUUUACGAUUUUUACAAGUUUUACGAUUUCGCUACAGCCAUUGUCAAUGAUUUCAAUGGCGAUGGUUUAUUAGAUUUUGUGGCCACAUAUGUUUCUUUAUUUGGUGACACAAAUCUAUAUGUGUUUCUUGGAAAGGGAGACGGAACCUUCACAGAAAAAAUAACGUCUCCAACGGGCAUAAACAAUGGUGAUGUUCCAGCAAUUCUUGCUGCCGCUGAUUUUAAUAAUGACGGUCAUCAGGAUCUCGCUGGUAUGAAUUAUUAUAGCGGCAGCGUAGGUAUCCUAUUUGGAGUUAGUAAUGGAACUUUUGAAACAAUGCAACUAUUGACAAGUAAUAGUCAGUAUUUGUAUGUAUUCUAUUUUAAGCAUCCCUGGUUAACUACAAGCGAUUUGAACGGUGACAGUUAUAUAGAUAUCGUCUUUAUCGACGUUACAAGUUGUAGUAUAGGUUUAUUUUUUGGAUAUGGAAAUGGAACUUUUACAACUCAAAUAACAUUGCCUGUAAUAGAUGAUUUUUGUUUAUCAUCGGCUGCUGUCGCUGAUUUCGAUGGUGACGGUAAACAGGACAUCGCUGUCACUCUAAAUCAUGAGUUUUACGUGUCGGUGAUGCUUGGAUAUAAUAUUGGAAGUUUCAAAGAGCCAAUAAUCUUGUCAACAGGAGAUUCCAGUUAUCCAACAUCAACCAUCGCAAAUGACUUCAAUGGUGAUAGAUAUUUGGACAUUGUCGUUGCGAACACAGGCGAUUACAAUAUUGGUGUAUUUCUUGGAAAUGGGGAUGGAAGUUUUAGAGCACAAAUGAUAUUUAAAAUAAAAACUCUUUAUCCACCAUACUCAAUCACCGCCGUUGAUUUCAACGGUGAUGGUCAACUGGAUAUUACUAUCGCUAUUUUUCCAGAUGCUGUACGUUAUGGUUUAUAUCCUGCAGUAAAUUUUGUAUAUGUGAUGCUUGAAUAUGACAACGGAAGUUUUGGAGAAUCAAUUCAAGUUUCAACCUGGACUUCGAAUCCAGCUUAUAUUGGUAUCGGUGAUUUUAAUGGUGAUGGUGGAUUCGAUUUAAUCCUUCUCGGACAAUCUCAAGGCAAUAACACUAUACUAUUAAACACAAGUCCUUGUUCUAUACGUAACUCUUCAAGUCAAUUAUAUUCAUCUACUACUAAAUUUCCGUAA
Messenger RNA from Adineta steineri, 4722 nucleotides. NCBI's taxonomy places the organism in Eukaryota, Metazoa, Rotifera, Eurotatoria, Adinetida, Adinetidae. The record is from the annotation of a GenBank genome assembly.